UCUUCACCGAGAUCUCAAACCCCAGAACGUUUUGAUUGAUGUUACUGGGAGGGCAAGAUUAGCUGAUUUUGGCAUAAGCAGACGCUUACUCAAAGGCCAAACAACUUUACAUACACGCAGUGCAGGAACCAAAUGCUGGAUGGCCCGAGAGACUUUAGCAGAAGAAUCUGUCAUAUCGUACAAGUCAAGCACUGACAUCCAGGUUGCAGGCAUGCUGGUUUAUUAUAUCCUCUCUGGAGGCCACCAUCCAUUUGGCAAAUCCUUUGAAUGUGAGUUCAACAUUCACAGAGGGAAGUACAGUUUGGAUCACGUUCAAGAUGUGGUGGCAAAGGAUCUCAUCGAGUGGAUGAUCAACAAAGAGCCAAAAUACAGACCCAAAGUAGAAGAAUGCUUAAAACAUCCCUUCUUCUGGACUUCUGAAAAGAAAACUGAAUACUUGAGAAAGAUCGGUAACAGAGAUGAUGUCGCAAACUAUAGAAAGGCUGAACAGGAGCUGAUUGACUCUCUAGAAAAAUGUGCUGUGGACGGAUCCUUUAAGCAGUGGAAAAAUAAGUUUGAACAAGAGCUGGUUCAGAAAUUGGAAGGUAAAAAGCCCUACACUGAGAACACGUUGGGAUUACUGCGCUUUAUACGCAAUCUCCAUGAGCAUUA
Messenger RNA from Pundamilia nyererei, 651 nucleotides. RefSeq names its product serine/threonine-protein kinase ppk4-like. The transcript is spliced from 5 exons. Gene Ontology annotation, molecular function: RNA endonuclease activity; protein serine/threonine kinase activity; ATP binding. The annotation marks the transcript as partial. Gene Ontology annotation, biological process: protein phosphorylation; IRE1-mediated unfolded protein response; mRNA processing. The record is from RefSeq and is a predicted model, not a curated record. NCBI's taxonomy places the organism in Eukaryota, Metazoa, Chordata, Actinopteri, Cichliformes, Cichlidae. Gene Ontology annotation, cellular component: IRE1-TRAF2-ASK1 complex.